CAUUAUUUGAUACAGCGCUCCUGGUAACACACGCUCAAAAUCAACUUGCGCCCCCGCGUUACGCCGAUACAGUAAUACCUUCUAAAACUGAGUAUCAAGGUGGAUUAAGGCCAGACUUUCAGAUUUGCGCUGGUCAUUUGUCGUCAGUUGAGAGUGUGGGCUUCGCUCGCUAACACGCCCGGGGCUCCAACCCCCCUGCGCUGCGUCUUUGCCUCCGCCGUCCUGUGCCCUCGCGCUCUCUCGCACGCCCGCACGCCCAUCUCGGCUCGGCGUGGACUUCCGCACACACGCCCGAAGGCCCGCCCGAGGCUUCCGGCCCGGCCGCCCGCCCCCCCCCCCCCAAAGACUGCCACUGGCUCUCAAGACGGGCGUGAAAGUGUCUGUGUGACUCCCCUGUCCGAGGCGCGACUCGCCCGCCCGCGACGCCCACGUUCGACGCCCGACUCCUGACUCUCCCUCUCACACCCCUCCCCCCUUCCCCUCUCGCCCACGCCCAUCGCCGCCGCCCCCAGCAGCCCCCAGGAUGGAUUCCCUCACGGGCGGUCUCAAUGACAGCCUCUACGACCUCGUUCCGGGCGGCCACCAUGCCACGGCCGCCCACAACGCCCACGCGGACACCACGCACGCACACAGCCACGCCCGCGACACCGACGGAGGGGCGGCUUCCCUCUCGUCGGCGGCGGCGGGCGGGACCACACACGCCCACAGCCAGCACAACAGCGCCUCCUCCGCCGCCCGUCUCACAGUGCUCUCCGCCUCACGCCCGCACGACCCGCCGCCCAGGGACGGGCGUGUCUAUUUUGGACAGGACGCGGGCGAGAAGCCGUCCCAGUCCUGCUCCACGGAAUCGGACGACGACAAGAACAAGAAGAAGCGGCAGCGUCGCCAAAGGACGCACUUCACGUCGCAGCAACUGCAGGAGCUCGAGGCCACCUUCGCCAGGAACAGAUACCCAGACCUAAGUGCCCGGGAAGAAAUAGCACUUUGGCUCAACUUGAAAGAAGCGCAAGUCAGGAUCUGGUUCAAGAACCGCCGCGCCAAGUGGAGGAAGCGCGAGCGCCACGCCAUGGCCACGGCGAUGCCCGGCGACCUGAAGGGCGGCUGGGGCGCGCAGCUCAACGGCCUGGCGUGGCCCGACGAAGGCCUCUACUCCGGCUACUCCUCCUACAACAACUGGGCGAAGGUGACGCCGCCGCCGCUCGGCGCCAAGAGCUUCGCGUGGGGCUUCAACGGCGUCAACAUGAACCCCCUGAUGAGCCAGCAGCCGUCGGCCAUGUCGCCCAUCAACUGCUUCCAGUCGCCGGCGCAGGGCAUGGGCGGCUCGGCCAACCUCAUGCCCACCUCCAUGUCGUCGUCUCUGGGCUCGAGCGCCGCCCCGUGCCCCUACCCGGCGCCCACCCCGCCCUACGUGUACCGCGACCAGACGUCCUCCAUGUCCUCCUCCAUCGCCUCGCUGCGCCUCAAGGCCAAGUCGCACUCGCCCGCCUUCUCCUACACCAGCGGCGGCGCGGACACGCGCUCCCCGCCCGUGCCCGACAACAACGCCUUCUUCGCUGCCGCGGCGGCGCCCAGUGACAAGUUCUCCUGCAUGAACACCGUCAUCGCGUAACGCCCGCGGCGCCCUCACGCCCACACAAUACCAGUACCACGCCCUCAGCCACCUUGAGCUGGCUGUGGCUGUGUGGGGGAACCGCGGGCCUCGGCGACGCACUUCGGCAGCGCCGGGCACGGGCCGCCGCCGCCGCCGCCGCCAGCGCCCGAAGGUCCGGGAGAGGGACCUCAAGAAGGCCGCGCCGUCGCCGCCAGGAGCCGGGUCGCAGGCCGGGGCACCUGCUGCAGGUCGCGGUCAGCUCACGGGUAUCCUACAGACAGGACUUGUAUCGUAAAACAAAAGACAAGACAUGAAAGUAACGAGCGGAGGCGAGAGAGACUGACCCCCGCCCCCACCCCCUCCCCCGCCACCUCGCUGCUCCUCUCCUGUUCUGCAAAACCGACCUCGUACAGUGAUUGUUGUGCAAUAUUUGCUUAUCGCCUCUUUUAUCUUUUAUUUUUGCCUUCCUGAUUCUCCCCACGGUCGGUUGGGAGAGACGAAAGAGCUGAUACAAAUAUGUCGUUUACUUUUCUUCUCUGAUUCUUCGUGACGUAACGGUGGGAGUCUCUUCCCACCUGACGGUUAUCAUUGUUUAAUAUAAACGAUUUGUGUAUUCGAUAAGUUGACGUGUAUUUAUUGUUUGUCUUUGAUUGACAGAUGCUACGUUUUAUUUUGUAAAUAUCGUUAAUGCAGUGCAUCUCGACUGUCUCCAAUAAAAUGAGAAAUUACAGAGGUGAAACUAAAUAACCACGGAAAAAAGCCACAUAAUCGCCGCUACACAAACCGGACCUAGUGGGCUUCGUCUCCUCCCGCCCAUCGUAUUUCACACACAAAAAAAAGAAUAAUGAUUUAUUUACGUCGUAUGUAUAAAUGUCAGUGUGCAGUGUUGUCAACAAAUAUGUACAUAGAUUUGUGCCACUUGCAUUGAAGAUAAUAUGACUUCCAGUGUGCAUUGGCAAAACUUCACUUCAGAAAUUUGGAAAUAAAUAAAAGAGUGUGUCGACCAUGGCGUCAUUCUCUUCGCGUGUGGCUGCUACAACGUCAUCAACUCGGAUGGGUUGUUCGUAACGAAGAAAUUAUAUUUUCUUCCAACACACCUUCAAGGGUAUACUCCUAUUAACAGAGGUUAUUACAUUAAGUCGCGUGUAUGUAAAUAUAUAAUUCCAAGGUGUGUAAACUGCGCUGUCUCUCUUUCAUUCUUGCAAGGCCUAACUCUUUCCUUCACAAAAGCAAUCUUACCAUCCGAUGCCAUGGUCAGAAGAAGGUGUGUGUCGACCACGACGUCAUCAGGGUCGGUAGUGUGUGUCGGCCAUCGUCUGACCUCCCGGCGACUGUUUACAAAGCGUGUGUCGAGCGUGACGUCAUGGAUCGUGUUCUCCUCGUGUGUCAAAGACUGUACAUUCCAUAAUCAUAAAUCAUAAUAUUAUUCCCUCAUUUGUACAGAAGAAUGUUACCUCUCCCCCCCAACCCCCAACCCACAACCCUCCCCCACCUCUCCCUUUUUUCUUUCAAUAAUCUGCUCUCGUUUCCCCCCCAAAAAAAAAAAAAAAUUCCCGUUGUUCAUUUUCCCUUUCUUUGUUGUCUUUGUCCCUUCUUAUCCCUUCAUCUUUCUUGUCUCUGCCAUUAUCCUCUCUUCCCCCUCCUCCCUUCUUCUAUUUUCUCUUUUUCGCUUCUAUCUUCGUGUCUUCCAUUUCUCCGCUCAUCACCAUCAUCUCUUUUCUCCUUGUCCCGUCUCCUCCUCCUCCUCCUCCUCUUCCUCCUUCUCUCCCCCCUCCUCCACCACCACCACCUCUCCCUCCUCCUACUCCUUCCCUCCUCCUCCUCCUUCUCUCCCCCUCCUCCUCCUCCUUCUUUUUCUUCUUCUUCUUCUUCUUCAUGUAUAGAUCAUUACUUUUAGAAGUACUAGAAAAGUUUGAGUGUCUACAUAAUGUAUUCGUGUACCAAGGUUUAAUAAAGUACAUAAUUUCAUUAAA
Messenger RNA from Penaeus monodon (black tiger shrimp), 3564 nucleotides. Its product is annotated as pituitary homeobox x-like. Gene Ontology annotation, biological process: anatomical structure morphogenesis; regulation of transcription by RNA polymerase II. Gene Ontology annotation, cellular component: nucleus. Bases 524 to 1609 code for a protein of 361 amino acids. The record is from RefSeq and is a predicted model, not a curated record. Gene Ontology annotation, molecular function: DNA-binding transcription factor activity, RNA polymerase II-specific; RNA polymerase II cis-regulatory region sequence-specific DNA binding. NCBI's taxonomy places the organism in Eukaryota, Metazoa, Arthropoda, Malacostraca, Decapoda, Penaeidae. The transcript has 5 exons.